AUGGAGGGCAAUGCUAAUAAACCGGGGGCAGAAGGCGGCCACGGCGCCGUGUGGGAGACUUUGAAGACGAUGGACUACCUGUUUAUUAAAUUCAAGCAGGCUGCAUACGAAACUCGACUUGAAGAUGCCUCUCAUUUUAAGUCUGGUAUUGACUGCGGGUGGUCUAAGCUUGAAGACUACUAUGUCAAGUCAGACAGGACACCUGUCUACCGAGCAGCUCUAGCGCUCCAUCCUUCUUACGGAUACGACAACUUUGAGAGGCACUGGAAGAAAGCGAUGGGUAAGCCUCAAUGGUAUAAUGACAUGCAGUCGGCUCUCAGGCACGCUGAAGUUGAAACGGAAGCUCAGACUGGGUUUUCGGAAGAUGAUGAUGGCAUCGAUACUGAUGCUAAUGAAUACAGCUCGUUUGGAAAGAGGUCAAUCAGCUCGCUGAAUGCACAGCGGAAGAAGGCCAAGGCAGUUAGCGAGCUUGACAGAUUCCAGACACGGCAAAUCUAUGCCGAGGAUCUUGACGUCGCGAGCCCUCUUGAAUGGUGGAGCCGACAUCAACAUGAAUAUCCAGUCUUGUAUCGGAUGGCGCUAGAUCUAUUCUCUAUUCCUGGAAUGAGUGCUGAAUGUGAGAGAGUGUUUAGCCAGACAAAGAAGAUGAUCACUGACGAGCGAAACCAAUUGUCUCCAGAGGCAGUGGAGGCUGAUCAACUUCAAAAGCACUGGUUAUUGAGAGGGUUAGUAACGUAG
Molecule: messenger RNA, 738 nt
Organism: Metarhizium robertsii ARSEF 23
Lineage: Eukaryota; Fungi; Ascomycota; Sordariomycetes; Hypocreales; Clavicipitaceae
Product: transposase-like protein
Exons: 2
Coding region: 1-738 (245 amino acids)
Molecular function (GO): protein dimerization activity
Source: RefSeq, a predicted model, not a curated record